Molecule: messenger RNA, 1011 nt
Organism: Aspergillus puulaauensis
Lineage: Eukaryota; Fungi; Ascomycota; Eurotiomycetes; Eurotiales; Aspergillaceae
Exons: 3
Coding region: 1-1011 (336 amino acids)
Biological process (GO): isoprenoid biosynthetic process
Molecular function (GO): prenyltransferase activity
Source: RefSeq, a predicted model, not a curated record
AUGUCUGGGCUACAAACUCUUCAUUUGAUGCCUAUCCCCCUGGCAUUCACCGCUGGCAUUUUCCCUGUUGUGCUCUACAUGCUACUAGAUCGGCUGCCUCCCAUAUGGCCGUCCUCGAAGAAGGCCAUGAUGAUUGGGCCAAAACAACCGCAAGAUAUAACUUCAUUCGAGUGUCCUUACAGUUAUAUACGCCAGAUCUAUGGGAAGUAUCACUGGGCUCCUUUCAUUCAUAAGGUCUCACCGGGUCUUAAAGAUACAAACCCGAAGAAAUAUAAGUGGAUUCUUGAAGUUAUGGAUACCAUCCAUCUAUGCCUUAUGAUGGUAGAUGAUAUAUCUGAUAACAGCGAUUUUCGGAAAGGCAAGCCAGCAGCGCAUAGAGUCUAUGGCCCAUCGGAAACAGCAAACAGGGCAUACUACCAGGUGACGCAGAUCCUGAACGAGACCGUGAAGCAAUGGCCAAGCCUUGCGCCAUUUUUGAUGCAGAACCUAGAAGAAAUUCUGCAUGGUCAGGAUCUCUCUCUCGUCUGGCGUCGUGACGGACUCAGUAGCCUACCUACUGGGGCUGAAGAACGAAUGGCAGCAUAUAAAGAAAUGGCUUCGUUGAAGACAGGCGCUCUGUUCCGCCUCAUGGGCCAACUGGUAUUGGAGGAUAAAUCGGCAGAUAAAACGCUGACCACUCUCGCAUGGUGUUCACAACUGCAGAACGAUUUCAAGAACGUUUAUUCCUCAGAAUACGCAAAAACAAAGGGAUCACUUGCAGAAGACCUUCGGAAUCAUGAAUUCUCGUUCCCUAUCAUUGUUGCACUAGAGGCUCCUGGAGGAGAGUGGGUUGCCAGAGCUCUGGAAUCGGGGUCACCUCGGAACAUACGAAAAGCACUUGAGGUGAUACAGAGCGAAAGUGUCCGGAACGCCUGUUUUACUGAGCUCAAGUUUUCUAGCGCCUCUGUUCAGGACUGGCUCGCCAUUUGGGGCCGUGAUGAGAAAAUGAACUUGAAGAGUCAGAAGAGGUGA